AACAACAAAACGACAUAAAUCUUUACAAAUGGUUUCGAUUGGAGAACAAGAACAAGUUUCAACAACUGUUCCACAAGAAAUCAAUAAUGUUACUCAAGAAAUUGAAAUAAUACCACUUAAUAAAACCGAAGAAAGUAUUCAACAACCAAAAGCUCCUCGUACAAUUGAAGCAGGUGUUCAAACAACUCCAAGUCUUAAUACUUCAUCACGUCGUUUUUGUUCAACCAAUUCAGGUUUCUUGUUUUCCGGAGUAGUUGGUUUAGAUUGA
Messenger RNA from Rotaria sp. Silwood2, 268 nucleotides. NCBI's taxonomy places the organism in Eukaryota, Metazoa, Rotifera, Eurotatoria, Philodinida, Philodinidae. The record is from the annotation of a GenBank genome assembly.